Molecule: messenger RNA, 8360 nt
Organism: Gorilla gorilla gorilla (western lowland gorilla)
Lineage: Eukaryota; Metazoa; Chordata; Mammalia; Primates; Hominidae
Gene: MPDZ
Product: multiple PDZ domain crumbs cell polarity complex component
Exons: 51
Coding region: 793-7104 (2103 amino acids)
Molecular function (GO): protein binding
Source: RefSeq, a predicted model, not a curated record
CAGCCUGGGCCCCGCCGCCGCCUCCUCCGCGGCAGCCCCGGUCGGCGCAAGUGCGGCGCGCGCUGGGGGAGGGGGCGCGGCGGAGCGCUAGGCUGGCGUCGGGCCGCCGCGGGAUUAAGUUUCUCAGUCACGCGUGAGUGUCUGAGCGUUCUGAUCCUGAAGCUCCUCGCCGGGCCGUUACUUCAGAAGAGAAGACAGCGAGCGUGGGCGAGGCGAGGCAUCCAGAGGCCCCGGCGACCCCUGCUCCCUAGUCCUCCGCCCCCUCGCGUCGCGGCCCUGGGCGGGCGCCGCGAGCCGGGUUGAGUUGCAGGUUGGCUACAUUUUGUGUAUUUGGAAACGUACAAAGUACUCUGAAUUUCAUGAAAUAUUUUGAGGCAAAGUUGGACUGGAAUGUCCCCAAAUAUGGUAGAGCAAAUAGCACAUCUGCCAGAGAAAGAUCCUACACUUUAAAGAGAAGAAGCAGACAACUUCCUGGUGAAUUUAGGACUGCUUGAUGCCUAUAAAAAUGAGGGAGAAGUUCAGAAGAACAGAUGCUAAGAAAAGACUGAGUGAUUUCUGUUGGAUGACUACAUGAUUUGAAAUUGUUACAGUGACCACAGCCUUCAGCAACCACCACCCCGUCAGUCAGCAGCCAUCAACACAAAGGCAAAACCCUCCACCAGCUCAAAGACUAUGGACUCACCGAAGGCUCAGAUGAUCACUAGCAUUUUUUGACAGUAAACUUUUUUAAUAAAGAGUUCCAUUUUAAUUGCUGUUAAUCAUUUCAGAGAAGAACACUGAACUUUGAAAAAAAUGUUGGAAGCCAUUGACAAAAAUCGGGCCCUGCAUGCAGCACAGCGCUUGCAAACCAAGCUGCGAGAACGUGGGGAUGUAGCAAAUGAAGACAAACUGAGCCUUCUGAAGUCAGUCCUGCAGAGCCCUCUCUUCAGUCAGAUUCUGAGCCUUCAGACUUCUGUACAGCAGCUUAAAGACCAGGUAAAUAUUGCAACUUCAGCAACUUCAGAUAUUGAAUAUGCCCACGUUCCUCAUCUCAGCCCAGCUGUGAUUCCUACUCUGCAAAACGAAUCGUUUUUAUUAUCCCCAAACAAUGGGAAUCUGGAAGCACUUACAGGACCUGAUAUUCCACACAUUAAUGGGAAACCUGCUUGUGAUGAAUUUGAUCAGCUUAUCAAAAAUAUGGCCCAGGGUCGCCAUGUAGAAGUUUUUGAGCUCCUCAAACCUCCAUCUGGAGGCCUUGGGUUUAGUGUUGUGGGACUAAGAAGUGAAAACAGAGGAGAGCUGGGAAUAUUUGUUCAAGAGAUACAAGAGGGCAGUGUGGCCCAUAGAGAUGGAAGAUUGAAAGAAACUGAUCAAAUUCUUGCUAUCAAUGGACAGGCUCUUGAUCAGACAAUUACACAUCAGCAGGCUAUCAGCAUCCUGCAGAAAGCCAAAGAUACUGUCCAGCUAGUUAUUGCCAGAGGCUCAUUGCCUCAGCUUGUCAGCCCCAUAGUUUCCCGUUCUCCAUCUGCAGCCAGCACAAUUUCAGCUCACUCUAAUCCGGUUCACUGGCAACACGUGGAAACGAUUGAAUUGGUGAAUGAUGGAUCUGGUUUGGGAUUUGGCAUCAUAGGAGGAAAAGCAACUGGUGUGAUAGUAAAAACCAUUCUGCCUGGAGGAGUAGCUGAUCAGCAUGGGCGUUUAUGCAGUGGAGACCACAUUCUAAAGAUUGGUGACACAGAUCUAGCAGGAAUGAGCAGUGAGCAAGUAGCACAAGUCCUUAGGCAAUGUGGAAAUAGAGUUAAGUUGAUGAUUGCAAGAGGUGCCAUAGAAGAACGUACAGCACCCACUGCUUUGGGCAUCACCCUCUCCUCAUCCCCAACUUCAACGCCAGAGUUGCGGAUUGAUGCUUCUACUCAGAAAGGUGAAGAAAGUGAGACAUUUGAUGUAGAACUCACUAAAAAUGUCCAAGGAUUAGGAAUUACCAUUGCUGGCUACAUUGGAGAUAAAAAAUUGGAACCUUCAGGAAUCUUUGUAAAGAGCAUUACAAAAAGCAGUGCCGUUGAGCAUGAUGGAAGAAUCCAAAUUGGAGACCAAAUUAUAGCAGUAGAUGGCACAAACCUUCAGGGUUUUACUAAUCAGCAAGCAGUAGAGGUGUUGCGACAUACAGGACAAACUGUGCUCCUGACACUAAUGAGGAGAGGAAUGAAGCAGGAAGCCGAGCUCAUGUCAAGGGAAGACGUCACAAAAGAUGCAGAUUUGUCUCCUGUUAAUGCCAGCAUAAUCAAAGAAAAUUAUGAAAAAGAUGAAGAUUUUUUAUCUUCGACGAGAAACACCAACAUAUUACCAAUUGAAGAAGAAGGGUAUCCAUUACUGUCAGCUGAGAUAGAAGAAAUAGAAGAUGCACAAAAACAAGAAGCUGCCCUGCUGACAAAAUGGCAAAGGAUUAUGGGAAUUAACUAUGAAAUAGUGGUGGCCCAUGUGAGCAAGUUUAGUGAGAACAGUGGAUUGGGGAUAAGCCUGGAAGCAACAGUGGGACAUCAUUUUAUCAGAUCUGUUCUACCAGAGGGUCCUGUUGGACACAGCAGGAAGCUCUUCAGUGGAGACGAGCUAUUGGAAGUAAAUGGCAUAACUUUACUUGGGGAAAAUCACCAAGAUGUGGUGAAUAUCUUAAAAGAACUGCCUAUAGAAGUGACAAUGGUGUGCUGUCGUCGAACUGUGCCACCCACCACCCAAUCAGAAUUGGAUAGCCUGGACUUAUGUGAUAUUGAACUAACAGAAAAGCCUCACGUAGAUCUAGGUGAGUUCAUCGGGUCAUCAGAGACAGAGGAUCCAGUGCUGGCGAUGACUGAUGCGGGUCAGAGUACAGAAGAGGUUCAAGCACCUUUGGCCAUGUGGGAGGCUGGCAUUCAGCAUAUAGAGCUGGAGAAAGGGAGCAAAGGACUUGGUUUUAGCAUUUUAGAUUAUCAGGAUCCAAUUGAUCCAGCAAGCACUGUGAUUAUAAUUCGUUCUUUGGUGCCUGGCGGCAUUGCUGAAAAGGAUGGACGACUUCUUCCUGGUGACCGACUCAUGUUUGUAAACGAUGUUAACUUGGAAAACAGCAGUCUUGAGGAAGCUGUAGAAGCACUGAAGGGAGCACCAUCAGGGACUGUGAGGAUAGGAGUUGCUAAGCCUUUACCCCUUUCACCAGAAGAAGGUUAUGUUUCUGCUAAGGAGGAUUCCUUUCUCUACCCACCACACUCCUGUGAGGAAGAAGGGCUGGCUGACAGACCCCUCUUCAGGGCUGACUUGGCUCUGGUGGACACAAAUGAUGCUGACUUAGUAGAUGAAUCCACAUUUGAGUCUCCAUACUCUCCUGAAAAUGACAGCAUCUACUCUACUCAAGCCUCUAUUUUAUCUCUUCAUGGCAGUUCUUGUGGUGAUGGCCUGAACUAUGGUUCUUCCCUUCCAUCAUCUCCUCCUAAGGAUGUUAUUGAAAAUUCUUGUGAUCCAGUACUUGAUCUGCAUAUGUCUCUGGAGGAACUAUAUACCCAGAAUCUCCUGCAAAGACAAGAUGAGAAUACACCUUCGGUGGACAUAAGUAUGGGGCCUGCUUCUGGCUUUACUAUAAAUGACUACACACCUGCAAAUGCUAUUGAACAACAAUAUGAAUGUGAAAACACAAUAGUGUGGACUGAAUCUCAUUUACCAAGUGAAGUUAUAUCAAGUGCAGAACUUCCUUCUGUGCUACCCGAUUCAGCUGGAAAGGGCUCUGAGUACCUGCUUGAACAGAGCUCCCUGGCCUCUAAUGCUGAGUGUGUCAUGCUUCAAAAUGUAUCUAAAGAAUCUUUUGAAAGGACUAUUAAUAUAGCAAAAGGCAAUUCUAGCCUAGGAAUGACAGUUAGUGCUAAUAAAGAUGGCUUGGGGAUGAUCGUUCGAAGCGUUAUUCAUGGAGGUGCCAUUAGUCGAGAUGGCCGGAUUGCCAUUGGGGACUGCAUCUUGUCCAUUAAUGAAGAGUCUACCAUCAGUGUAACCAAUGCCCAGGCACGAGCUAUGUUGAGAAGACAUUCUCUCAUUGGCCCUGACAUAAAAAUUACUUAUGUGCCUGCAGAACAUUUGGAAGAGUUCAAAAUAAGCUUGGGACAACAAUCUGGAAGAGCAAUGGCAUUGGAUAUUUUUUCUUCAUACACUGGCAGAGACAUUCCAGAAUUACCAGAGCGAGAAGAGGGAGAGGGUGAAGAAAGCGAACUUCAAAACACAGCAUAUAGCAAUUGGAAUCAGCCCAGGCGGGUGGAACUCUGGAGAGAACCAAGCAAAUCCUUAGGCAUCAGCAUUGUUGGUGGACGAGGGAUGGGGAGUCGGCUAAGCAAUGGAGAAGUGAUGAGGGGCAUUUUCAUCAAACAUGUUCUGGAAGAUAGUCCAGCUGGCAAAAAUGGAACCUUGAAACCUGGAGAUAGAAUCAUAGAGGUGGAUGGAAUGGACCUCAGAGAUGCAAGCCAUGAACAAGCUGUGGAAGCCAUUCGGAAAGCAGGCAACCCUGUAGUCUUUAUGGUACAGAGCAUUAUAAACAGACCAAGGAAAUCCCCUUUGCCUUCCUUGCUGCACAACCUUUACCCUAAGUACAACUUCAGCAGCACUAACCCAUUUGCUGACUCUCUACAAAUCAACGCCGACAAGGCACCCAGUCAGUCAGAGUCAGAGCCAGAGAAGGCUCCAUUGUGCAGUGUGCCCCCACCCCCUCCUUCAGCCUUUGCAGAAAUGGGUAGUGAUCACACACAGUCAUCUGCAAGCAAAAUCUCACAAGAUGUGGACAAAGAGGAUGAGUUUGGUUACAGCUGGAAAAAUAUCAGAGAGCGUUAUGGAACCCUAACAGGCGAGCUGCAUAUGAUUGAACUGGAGAAAGGUCAUAGUGGUUUGGGCCUAAGUCUUGCUGGGAACAAAGACCGAUCCAGGAUGAGUGUCUUCAUAGUGGGGAUUGAUCCAAAUGGAGCUGCAGGAAAAGAUGGUCGAUUGCAAAUUGCAGAUGAGCUUCUAGAGAUCAAUGGUCAGAUUUUAUAUGGAAGAAGUCAUCAGAAUGCCUCAUCAAUCAUUAAAUGUGCCCCUUCUAAAGUGAAAAUAAUUUUUAUCAGAAAUAAAGAUGCAGUGAAUCAGAUGGCCGUAUGUCCUGGAAAUGCAGUAGAACCUUUGCCUUCUAACUCAGAAAAUCUUCAAAAUAAGGAGCUGGGCUACCAUCGGUUUUCAUUAUACAGUAAACCCAGGCAGUCUUCAAGCCACUUGGUCUAUCUGUGCUCUCAACUGAUUGCUGUCCAGUUACACCUCACAGAGCCAACUGUUACUACUUCUGAUGCAGCUGUGGACCUCAGUUCAUUUAAAAAUGUGCAACAUCUGGAGCUUCCCAAGGAUCAGGGGGGUUUGGGUAUUGCUAUCAGCGAAGAAGAUACACUCAGUGGAGUCAUCAUAAAGAGCUUAACAGAGCAUGGGGUAGCAGCCACGGAUGGACGACUCAAAGUCGGAGAUCAGAUACUGGCUGUAGAUGAUGAAAUUGUUGUUGGUUACCCUAUUGAAAAGUUUAUUAGCCUUCUGAAGACAGCAAAGACGACAGUAAAACUUACCAUCCAUGCUGAGAAUCCAGAUUCCCAGGCUGUUCCUUCAGCAGCUGGUGCAGCCAGUGGAGAAAAAAAGAACAGCUCCCAGUCUCUGAUGGUCCCACAGUCUGGCUCCCCAGAACCGGAGUCCAUCCGAAAUACAAGCAGAUCAUCAACACCAGCAAUUUUUGCUUCUGAUCCUGCAACCUGCCCCAUUAUCCCUGGCUGCGAAACAACCAUCGAGAUUUCCAAAGGGCGAACAGGGCUGGGCCUGAGCAUCGUUGGGGGUUCAGACACGCUGCUGGGUGCCAUUAUUAUCCAUGAAGUUUAUGAAGAAGGAGCAGCAUGUAAAGAUGGAAGACUCUGGGCUGGAGAUCAGAUCUUAGAGGUGAAUGGAAUUGACUUGAGAAAGGCCACACAUGAUGAAGCAAUCAAUGUCCUGAGACAGACGCCACAGAGAGUGCGCCUGACACUCUACAGAGAUGAGGCCCCAUACAAAGAGGAGGAAGUGUGUGACACCCUCACUAUUGAGCUGCAGAAGAAGCCGGGAAAAGGCCUAGGAUUAAGUAUUGUUGGUAAAAGAAACGAUACUGGAGUAUUUGUGUCAGACAUUGUCAAAGGAGGAAUUGCAGAUGCCGAUGGAAGACUGAUGCAGGGAGACCAGAUAUUAAUGGUGAAUGGGGAAGAUGUUCGUAAUGCCACCCAAGAAGCGGUUGCCGCUUUGCUAAAGUGUUCCCUAGGCACAGUAACCUUGGAAGUUGGAAGAAUCAAAGCUGGUCCAUUCCAUUCAGAGAGGAGGCCAUCUCAAAGCAGCCAGGUGAGUGAAGGCAGCAUGUCAUCUUUCACUUUUACACUCUCUGGAUCCAGUACAUCUGAGUCACUGGAAAUUAGCUCAAAGAAGAAUGCAUUGUCAUCUGAAAUACAGGGAUUAAGAACAGUUGAAAUAAAAAAGGGCCCUACUGACUCACUGGGAAUCAGCAUCGCUGGAGGAGUAGGCAGCCCACUUGGUGAUGUGCCUAUAUUUAUUGCAAUGAUGCACCCAACUGGAGUUGCAGCACAGACCCAAAAACUCAGAGUUGGGGAUAGGAUUGUCACUAUCUGUGGCACAUCCACUGAGGGCAUGACUCACACCCAAGCAGUUAACCUACUGAAAAAUGCAUCUGGCUCCAUUGAAAUGCAGGUGGUUGCUGGAGGAGAUGUGAGUGUGGUCACAGGUCAUCAGCAGGAGCCUGCAAGUUCCAGUCUUUCUUUCACUGGGCUGACGUCAAGCAGUAUAUUUCAGGAUGAUUUAGGACCUCCUCAAUGUAAGUCUAUUACACUAGAGCGAGGACCAGAUGGCUUAGGCUUCAGUAUAGUUGGAGGAUAUGGCAGCCCUCAUGGAGACUUACCCAUUUAUGUUAAAACAGUGUUUGCAAAGGGAGCAGCCUCUGAAGAUGGACGUCUGAAAAGGGGCGAUCAGAUCAUUGCUGUAAAUGGGCAGAGUCUAGAAGGAGUCACCCAUGAAGAAGCUGUUGCCAUCCUUAAACGGACAAAAGGCACUGUCACUUUGAUGGUUCUCUCUUGAAUUGGCUGCCAGAAUUGAACCAACCCAACCCCUAGCUCACCUCCUACUGUAAAGAGAAUGGACUGGUCCUGACAAUUUUUAUGCUGUGUUCAGCCGGGUCUUCAAAACUGUAGGGGGAAAUAACACUUAAGUUUCUUUUUCUCAUAUAGAAAUGCUUUCCUUACUGACAACCUAACAUCAUUUUUCUUUUCUUCUUGCAUUUUGUGAACUUAAAGAGAAGGAAUAUUUGUGUAGGUGAAUCUCGUCUUUAUUUGUGGAGAUAUCUAAUGUUUUGUAGUCACAUGGGCAAGAAUUAUUACAUGCUAAGCUGGUUAGUAUAAAGAAAGAUAAUUCUAAAGCUAACCAAAGAAAAUGGCUUCAGUAAAUUAGGAUGAAAAAUGAAAAUAUAAAAUAAGAAAAUCUCGGGGAGUUUAAAAAAAAUGCCUCAAUUUGGCAAUCUACCUCCUCUCCCCACCCCAUACUAAAAGAAGAAAAAAAGGUUUUCUAAUGAAAAUCUUUAAAAAUACUGUCAGUAUUUUAAAAUUUUCAACAGUAUUAUAAAAUCAUUGCAUCUCCCCACCUCUAAUAUGCAUAUAUAUUUUUCCUGCUAAAAUUGGUUUCUACAAUUGAGUAAAUGGCAAAUAUAUGAAGCAAUGUCCCUAAAUUUUAUAAAGAAAUUAUAUUUAAUGCACAUUUCAAUUUUCAUUUUUAUUUUUGACCUUUUAUAAAAUAUUUUCAUGUUGCUAUAAGUAAAUGAUGAUGCCACCCCAUGUUGACUAUGGUUUUUCUAGAAAGCAACUAUGCUGCUAACCAUAGAGGAACAUAGAAGGGUUCCAGAAUCUUUAGUGCUGGUUUUAACAACCGAUGCAACAUUAAAAAUGUGUUAGUGUGCUGUGCAAUUGGUUUUCAAUUCAUAUUAAUCUUAAUGACAGAGAACAAUGUGUUACUAAUUAUUUUGGUUGUAUGCCAUUAGUAAAUUGAUAGAAAAAUUAAGGGGAUUAACAUAACUUCAUUUCAUUGCCUUAUAUUAACAUCUUAUAAUACAAUAGUUUAAGACUAAGGGAAACAGAUGGAGCUGUUUAUUGAGACAACUGGUGAGGAAUUAUCAUGUGUUCAUUCCCAUUUUAGAGCAUGAAACUCCUACAUUAGAAUAUAUAAAGUCACUUUAAAUAUUAUCUAUAUUUGUAACAGAAGUAGUGUACAGAUAUUUUAUUACAGCAUUUUUGUGUAAAUGCAGAAUUAAAGUGAAUAAAUAAGAAUUUUCAGUGGUGCACAAA